This is a messenger RNA of Symbiodinium pilosum, 717 nucleotides long. The record is from the annotation of a GenBank genome assembly. NCBI's taxonomy places the organism in Eukaryota, Dinophyceae, Suessiales, Symbiodiniaceae.
AUGGCUGUAGUGCGGCCUAGCGUUCACUCGCACUGGGUGAGAUUUCGGCAAAGCAGAUGCUGCUCAGUUCCGCCGCUCCCUGGGCGUGGCAGGUAUUUGGGAGCUCUAGCCAAAGAGCACGAAGGUGAGGAAGGCUUACAGACGCGACAGGCAGCACCAGUGCUGGACCUCACGACGAAGAGCGUCGUGCGAAUCAGCAGAAGCAUGACUGUUGGCCAGCUGGCAGGAGCUUUGCUGCAAACAGAACCAUUCAUGAGAUCGAGCAAGGGCCGGCUAAUUCUGGAGGCCGAAAACACAGCUUCCUUGAGUCUGGCCGUGAAUGCUCUGGCAUUGUGCAACAGGCGGCAGUCGAAAGCUGCAGCGAAACAGCGCGUCGCCUUCGUGCCCGUGGUUCGGGUGUUCCGAUACGCGGAGCCCGGCAAGGAAACCGUGCACCUGCGCCGCGCCAUGCAGCUCCUGAUGCAUCCUUGGGAUGCAGCCGUGCUGCAGACAGAAACGGCGCACGCAGCUGCCUCGGACAUUGUGAGCGUAAGAGGAGACACAGACUUGAGACGUCUGAGCGGCUUAGUGGAGUCGCGCUUUCUUCAAUCAUCUGUUGGAAUCGGGGAAGUUGUGGUGGUCCGGUGCAUGGGAAACCAAGCCAUCGACAAGAUGGUGCUUCCGCUCGACUACUUAAGACUUCAGUCUGUGCACUUUCCGAGUGCACAUUUCAACUAA